Schizosaccharomyces japonicus yFS275 is the source of this 2988-nucleotide messenger RNA. Its product is annotated as Set1C complex subunit Swd2.1. Lineage: Eukaryota; Fungi; Ascomycota; Schizosaccharomycetes; Schizosaccharomycetales; Schizosaccharomycetaceae. The record is from RefSeq and is a predicted model, not a curated record. Gene Ontology annotation, cellular component: Set1C/COMPASS complex; nucleus. The transcript has 3 exons. The coding region runs from base 170 to 1162 and encodes 330 amino acids. Gene Ontology annotation, biological process: RNA metabolic process.
GAACUUUUUAGACGUCGAUGUAAAAACCUUGUUACAAUACUUGCAAAAAUACUUUGGAAUGCUUUUCCAAUACUCAGUCAUCCUGCUAUGAACUGUAUUUUAGCAAAACUUUAUGUAGCUGUAGUCCCGAACCCACCGUAGAGACCAACACCUAAAGACAUCAUUUUCUAUGGCUACUUUGCCUAUUGAUGACAAUUUAGUUUCCAAAUUUCGCCCUACCAAGGUCUUACGAGAUGUGGAGAAAGGAAAAAAAAUAACUUCUGUUAAUUUUGACGACAGUGGUGAGCUAUGCUUGUGUUGCUCUACUGAUGAUAUGCUGCAUUUAUACAAUUGUACAACUGGAAAAUUCGUAAGAUCGUUUGCCAGCAAAAAAUAUGGCGCACAUUUAGCUUGUUUCUCACAUCAUUCAACAUCUACUGUGUAUGCUUCAACUAAAGAAGGAGAUACCCUUCGUUUUCUUGAUUUAAAUUCGAAUCGAUACAUUCGUUAUUUUGUCGGCCACAAGGAUAAAGUUAUUUCACUUGAUGUUUCACCUGUAGACGAAUUGUUCUUAAGCACAUCUUUGGACAAUACACUUCGAUUAUGGGACAUGCGUUCGUCAACGUGCCAGGGUUUGCUAAAUAUUACUUCUCCAGCAGUAGCUGCAUUUGAUGCUACUGCGAGCUUGUUUGCUGUAGCGAGUCUCUCAACACUGACGAUCAGUUUGUACAACAUUAAAAGCUUCGACUUAAAGCCCUUUCAACAGUUCUCCUUUCCAAAACCGCCUUACGGUGUUACAGUAAGUCACAUUGAGUUCUCUACAGAUGGAGAGUGUAUUUUAUUAAGUUUGAGUUCAGGAGGUUUCCUUGUUCUCAAUGCAUACACAGGAAAAGUUAUGCUUCAAAAUCAAGACCAAUCGGCAUCAGUUACUGAGGAGUCAUUAAAAUAUUCAAGUGCCUGUUUGACGCCUGAUUCAAAAUACGUGUUUGGUCGUGAAGAUAACAAACACGUUGCCGUUUACAAUCUACAUGACAACAGCCGACAUUCAAGUCUGCAACGUCCGAUAUGCCAACUGGAUAUGGACAUGGAAGUACCAUCAAUCAUUCGUUUUAAUCCUCGGUAUGCCGAGUUCAUAACAGCCGUCGAUGAUUCUCUCACAUUUUGGACGUCAGAUGUUAGCUAAAACAAUGACCGAAAUGAAUUCAUGAAUAAAGUAAUUAGCAUCGCUUUUAUUCCCCUAUGGUCGAAAGGAAAUUCCGCAAACGAAAUUCAAAAGUAUUUGCAGUUCUUUUGGCGCAAAAAUUAUAAAACGGAAUAACGAGUUUUAAAUUUUCAGAAGUGUGUAGACUUUGUUUCCGGUGAAGGUCAUUUAUAUCCUGCCGGCAAAUUAAAAUCCUACCGAGCUCGUCUGUGCAUAUGAUAAUAUCGAAAUCGGUUCCAACAGGAAGAUGCCAAGAUUCAUCGGAUGUUGCUGAACUUUUAAUGAGACCAGAAAGACGAUACAUUAUGUCGCCCGAUUGAGCCAGCAGAAGCGACGUAUUUUGGGGCGCGAUCAAACAAGAUGUAAUGUGUCGUUCACCCAGUUGAAACAUUUCGUAUGGAAGUUUCCGGAUAAACGCAUGGGCUCCUUUUGUGGAUGCCAUGACUAAGAACGAUUGUGGUAUAUGAUAUACCACUACCACAUUGUGCAUCCCGCCAGUGAUAAUGAACCUGUUAUUAUCAUUAAAACGGGCGAGAAUUUGUCCACGAGGAUUACUUACAUUUUUCACAUUCAUAAUAUAAUCUGAUGUGAGCAGACUGUACACCCGUAUCCGAGAAUCAGUCGUCGAUAUGAGUAUAAGAACAUUCGAUUGAGUAUUUUGCGGGACACAAUUGACACAUUGAAGCCCCGUCACUCUGCACUUGGCAUUCUUUGAUGCUGAUUUAUGCAUACUAAAUGUUCGAAGGGGUUUCAGCUUGUCGGUGGUAUACAGUGUACACUUUCCGUUGAAAAAGCCAAGAGCAAUAGUUCUUCCGUCGGGGAAAAAGGCCACAGUCGAUAUGAGAUCGGUGCAAGCUCUUUGCCAUAUAGGCUUACGGUCAAGAAUAGACCAAAGAAGCAAUCUUGAAUCCAAAGUUCCCGAAAUAAAAUAUCUGUCAUCAAUCGGAUGGAAUGCGACAGACAUAACUAUCUCAGUGUGUUUGAAGACAGCUAAACAAUUUUGUACUUUCGGAUGCCAUAGCCGGACAGUAGCGUCAUUUGAGCUUGUUAGAAGAAAGUCAUUUUUACUCCAGGAAAUGCAUAAAAUGUCAGCGGUGUGUCCUUUGCAUUCAAGAAUUGGUUUUGGAGUGAACACGGACGCGUCUGCGUAUUCUGUGCUCGUAACAUUAAGGUUUGCCAGUGAUUUAAAAUCGACUACCCUCCAAAUUUGGACUACGGAUUUUUUCCCUGCUGUAGCCAAGUAUUUUCCUGUAUGGCUUAUUUCAGAUGCCCACACUGGAUGCACAUCUUCUACACCGUCUGCCCGCCUGCGACUGCAUACGGUCUUAUCACAGAUGUCAGUAGGGCUCAAAAUUUGUGCAACAUAAAGACGACUCAAUUGCGGCUCACACUUUUUCCCCAUGUGACCCGUUACCGUCGGAAUGUAACGUAUCGGAAGCAGUUUUUCUGCUUCCUUUCCUUCUGCAAAACAGUCAUUUCCCGGACCAGACAAUGCAAUGUGGUUGCAUUCUUGCUUUGUGACCAUAUAAUCUGUAUUCGCUCCUUCAUCUGGUGUUGAAUUAUGAAAUUUUGAAAGCGACAAGCGGUGAUGUGUCGACAUUAUUUAAAAUAAUUCUCUAUCAGUUAUGCAGCAAUUUCGAAAGCAAUUUUGCUUAAAAUUAUGUAUCCAAUUCCUAUGUUCGUCAUUCCAGCGCCUUCUCAAACCAGUCUGAUUAAGAAGGAACGUUGUGUAUUUAUAUUUUGUAGAAAUCCUUAUUGGCGUAACCCGAUUCUAAGUGUUCUCGAAUUGACUGAAUGUAUUUCGCGAA